AUGUUGAACAGACAAUUUGUCAGAAGCUUCUCCAGCACCAAGAGCGUCUCUAGUUACGCUGACACCAUCAAGAACUUGAAGGUCACUAAGGACACCAAGGUUAUCUACCAAGGUUUCACUGGUAGACAAGCCACCUUCCACGCUGAACAAGCAAUUGCUUAUGGUACUCAAGUUGUAGGUGGUACCAACCCAAAGAAGGCCGGUCAAACCCACUUGGGCUUGCCAGUGUUUGCUUCCGUAAAGGAUGCUAUCAAGGAAGCCGGAGCUACUGCCACUGGUAUCUUUGUCCCACCAUCAAUUGCAGCUGCUGCCAUUGAAGAAGCCAUCGAAGCUGAAAUCUCCUUGGCUGUUGCCAUCACUGAAGGUAUUCCUCAACACGACAUGGUGAGAAUUGCUCAAAUCUUAAAGACCCAAUCCAAGACCAGAUUGGUCGGUCCAAACUGUCCAGGUUUGAUUGCUCCAGAUCAAUGUAAGAUCGGUAUCAUGCCUUCCUCAAUCCACAAGAGAGGUAAGGUUGGUGUCAUCUCCAGAUCUGGUACCUUAACCUACGAAGCCGUUGCCCAAACAACUGCUGUUGGUCUUGGUCAAUCCUUGGUUAUCGGUAUGGGUGGUGAUCCAUUCCCAGGUACUAACUUUAUCGAUGCCUUGACUUUGUUCUUGGAAGAUAAGGAAACCGAAGGUAUUAUCUUGAUUGGUGAAAUCGGUGGUACCGCCGAAGAAGAAGCCUCAGAAUUCUUAAAGAAAUACAACUUGACCAGACCUGAAGGUCCUAAGCCUGUUGUUUCCUUCAUUGCCGGUGUCUCUGCUCCACCAGGUAGAAGAAUGGGUCACGCUGGUGCCAUUGUUGCCGGUGGUAAGGGUGAUGCUAAGUCCAAGAUUGCCGCUUUACAAUCUGCUGGUGUUGUUGUUGAACAAUCCCCAGCCAGAUUAGGUAACUCUUUAUUACAAGAAUUCAAGAACAAGGGUCUUUUGUAA
Messenger RNA from Dujonia railenensis, 975 nucleotides. Lineage: Eukaryota; Fungi; Ascomycota; Pichiomycetes; Serinales; Debaryomycetaceae. The record is from the annotation of a GenBank genome assembly.